Cucurbita maxima (winter squash) is the source of this 1197-nucleotide messenger RNA. RefSeq names its product jasmonic acid-amido synthetase JAR1-like. The annotation marks the transcript as partial. Gene Ontology annotation, molecular function: acid-amino acid ligase activity. Gene Ontology annotation, cellular component: cytoplasm. Lineage: Eukaryota; Viridiplantae; Streptophyta; Magnoliopsida; Cucurbitales; Cucurbitaceae. The record is from RefSeq and is a predicted model, not a curated record. The transcript is spliced from 4 exons.
UUCAAGGACUGUGUCCCGCUUGUUUAUCAUGAAGAUUUGGAGUCAUAUAUUCAGAGAAUUGCAGAUGGCGCUUCUUCCCCUAUUCUCACUGGAAAGCCAAUCAAAACCAUUUCCUUGAGCUCUGGUACUACUCAGGGGAGGCCCAAGUUAAUUCCCUUCAAUGAUGAAUUGUUGGAGACGACAAUGCAAAUUUAUCGCACUUCUUUUGCCUUCAGAAACAAAGAAUUUCCCAUUAGAAAUGGAAAGGCCUUGCAGUUCAUCUACAGCAGCAAGCAGUUCAAAACUAAGGGGGGUCUGGCAGCAGGAACUGCAACAACGAAUGUUUACCGUAGCGCGAAAUUUAAAAGCACGAUGAAGACGAUCCAGUCACAAUGCUGUAGCCCAGAUGAAGUCAUCUUUGGCCCUGACUUCCAUCAAUCUUUGUAUUGCCAUCUCUUAUGUGGGCUGAUCUUCCGGGAUGAAGUUCAGUUUGUGUUCUCCACUUUUGCACACAGCAUUGUCCAUGCUUUCAGGACUUUUGAGCUAGUAUGGGAAGAACUCUGCGGUGACAUUCGAGAUGGCGUUCUCUCUAGUCGGGUCACCGCUCUCUCCAUUCGUACAGCCAUGUCAAAAAUUCUUAAGCCAAAUCCUGAAUUGGCAGAUUUGAUCUAUCAGAAAUGCGCAGGAUUGAGUAAUUGGUAUGGGCUCAUACCAGAGCUUUUUCCCAAUGCACAGUACAUUUAUGGGAUCAUGACCGGCUCGAUGGAGCCUUAUCUGAAGAAACUGAGGCACUAUGCAGGCCAUCUGCCAUUGAUGAGUGCUGAUUAUGGUUCUUCAGAAGGAUGGGUUGGAGCAAACGUUAACCCAAUGCUGCCCCCUGAAAUGGCUACCUUUGUUGUGCUUCCAAACAUCGGAUACUUUGAAUUUAUCCCGCUAAAGGAGAAUUCUCAAGAUCAGGAGCAGGAAGGAGAUGGAGGAGCUAUUGUUGCAAAGGAGAACAAGCCAGUUGGUCUGACAGAAGUCAAGGUUGGUGAAGUGUAUGAAAUAAUUGUCACCAAUGUCGCAGGGCUGUACCGUUAUAGAUUAGGAGACGUAGUGAAAGUGAUGGGGUUCCAUAACGCAACGCCAGAGCUGAAAUUCAUGUGUAGGAGCAACCUUCUCCUAAGCAUCAACAUCGACAAGAACACGGAAAAGGACCUGCAACUAGCAGUGGAGGCA